Neocloeon triangulifer is the source of this 841-nucleotide messenger RNA. RefSeq names its product calmodulin. The coding region runs from base 146 to 595 and encodes 149 amino acids. The record is from RefSeq and is a predicted model, not a curated record. NCBI's taxonomy places the organism in Eukaryota, Metazoa, Arthropoda, Insecta, Ephemeroptera, Baetidae. The transcript has 4 exons. Gene Ontology annotation, molecular function: enzyme regulator activity; calcium ion binding.
UUCGUUACUAAUUUCCCCUUGUAACACUAAAACAAAUUUGAAAAAUUAGUAGCGGAGGCGUUGACUUGCGCACUACUUUUCUGCCAGUGGCUACAGAGCUUUUGCGUCGGCCGACUGUUGUCUCGGUCAAAUCCAGCAAUCAACCAUGGCGGACCAACUGACUGAGGAACAAAUCGCUGAGUUCAAAGAGGCGUUUUCGUUGUUCGACAAAGACGGCGAUGGCACUAUCACCACCAAAGAAUUGGGUACCGUGAUGCGGUCUCUCGGACAGAACCCUACCGAAGCCGAACUCCAGGACAUGAUCAACGAAGUUGACGCUGACGGUAAUGGUACCAUCGACUUUCCUGAGUUCCUGACGAUGAUGGCGCGCAAAAUGAAGGACACAGACUCCGAGGAAGAAAUCCGUGAGGCCUUCAGGGUUUUUGAUAAGGAUGGCAACGGUUUCAUUUCGGCUGCAGAGCUCAGGCAUGUAAUGACCAACUUGGGUGAGAAGCUGACUGAUGAAGAGGUGGACGAGAUGAUCCGCGAAGCGGACAUUGAUGGUGACGGUCAGGUCAAUUAUGAGGAGUUCGUCACCAUGAUGACCUCCAAGUGAGGUGCCUGCCGGCCCUAAUUUAUUACUCGAAACACAUUCCACCACAGUCAUUUUUACAUUUCCAAAGAUAAAACACAAAACCACACACACACUUACACAACACACUCAUCAAUGAAUCACUCACCGAGGAAAUUGGUUGGUUGAUUGGUCGGUCCGGCCCCGACAGGGCCAAGUCCAGAGCGAGUCGACUUUUCGGUCACAAAAUUGUAAAACAACUACUAAAUAAAUGUUAAGGAGUUAAAUUAA